AUGCCUUAUCGUCAGAGAAGCCGGCAGGGCGAGCGUGAGGAAGACUCUCAGGACCAGAGAGAGGCACGGCAGGGCCUUGUGGGUAGGUCCCCAGUCCUGGUGGCUGAGGAGGAGAAGGCCACUGCCACUGCCUCUUCCUCCAGCUCUGCUGUGAUCCCAGGCACUCCAAGGGUGGUGCCUGCUCCUGGGUUACCAGGUAGUCCCCAGAGAGCCUCCUCUGCCCCCAGUGCCUUGGUUUCUGCUGCAGAGAACCAAGUCAAUCAGGGCUCCAGAAACCAAGAACAAGAGCAUUUGUUCCUUGGAGGUAACCAGGGCAUUAUCCCGCGAAACCCUGAAUCCUUGCUAGGAGACGUUCUAGCCUUGGUGCCUUUCCUGCUCCUCAAGUAUUGCAGGAAGGAGCUGGUCACCAAGGCACAAAUGCUGGAAGUCAUCACAAAUCACCAUGAGUACUACUCUGUGAUCUUCUGUAAGGUCUCUGAGAGACUACAGCUGAUAUUUGGCCUUGAGCUGAAGGAAGUGAAUCCCACCAACCACUCCUACAUCCUUGUCACUUCCCUGGGGCUCACAUAUGAUGGGAUAAUGUGUGAUAUCCAGGGUGUGCCAAAGACGGGCCUUCUAAUCAUGAUCUUGUGUAUCAUCUUUAAGGAGGGCAACCGUGUUUCUGAAGCCAUGAUCUGGGAAACACUGAGUAAUAUGGGGGUGUAUCCUGGGUCACGGCACUACCUUUAUGGGAAUCCCAGGAAGUUAAUCACUGAAAUUUUUGUGCAGGAAAGAUACUUGCGGUACCAACAGGUGCCCAACAGUGAACCUGUUUGCUAUGAGUUCCUGUGGGGUCCAAGGGCCUACUUAGAAACCAGCAAGAUGAAAGUCCUGAGUUGGUGGGCUUUAUUCAGUGAGUGUGAACCCACAUGCUUCCCAUCCCUGUAUGAAGAAGCAUUGAGAGAGGAGAGAGAGAAGGAACGGGACCCCUACGCAUGA
Molecule: messenger RNA, 978 nt
Organism: Dipodomys ordii (Ord's kangaroo rat)
Lineage: Eukaryota; Metazoa; Chordata; Mammalia; Rodentia; Heteromyidae
Gene: Magea1
Product: melanoma-associated antigen 11
Exons: 1
Coding region: 1-978 (325 amino acids)
Biological process (GO): negative regulation of transcription by RNA polymerase II
Cellular component (GO): nucleus
Source: RefSeq, a predicted model, not a curated record